AUGGCAGUUGGAACCGUUCUGAUCACCGGGGGUACCGGCUAUAUUGGGUCGUUCACAGCGCUUGCGCUCCUCGAUGCUGACUAUAAGGUCGUCAUUGUCGACAACUUGUACAACUCAUCCAAAGUCUCCCUGGACCGCAUCGAGAUCCUUUGCGGAAAGCGGCCUGACUUCUACGAGGUUGACAUUACCGAUGAAGCUGCGUUAGACAAGGUCUUCGCGGCGCACCCAGAUAUUGAUAGCGUUAUUCAUUUUGCGGCACUCAAGGCUGUUGGCGAAUCCUCCGAGAUCCCUCUCGAAUACUACCGCGUCAAUGUUGGCGGCACAAUCUCACUCCUGCGGUCCAUGACCAAGCAUAAUGUGGCCAACAUCGUAUUCUCUUCGUCCGCAACUGUGUACGGCGAUGCGACGCGGGUCCCAAACAUGAUCCCCAUUCCCGAACACUGCCCAAUUGGCCCAACAAAUCCAUAUGGUCGCACCAAGUCCAUGAUCGAAUCCAUAAUUACUGAUCAUGUUGAAGCUCAGCGCAACAAUUCGAAGAAGGAAGGCAAGCCUUUUGAGAAGUGGAAUGGUGCUUUGUUGAGAUACUUCAAUCCUGCUGGGUCUCAUCCUAGUGGAAUCAUGGGCGAAGAUCCUUUGGGCGUACCGUUCAAUCUUUUGCCUCUCCUAGGCCAGGUUGCGACGGGGCAGCGAGAGAAGCUCCUUGUCUUCGGUGACGACUAUGCUUCGCGUGAUGGCACUGCCAUCCGUGACUAUAUCCAUGUUGUAGAUCUUGCUAAAGGCCAUCUGGCAGCUCUCAACUACCUUAGAAAUAACCAUCCUGGUGUGCGAGCCUGGAAUUUGGGCUCGGGGCGUGGAUGCACAGUCUUCGAAAUGAUCAAUGCAUUCAGUAAAGUGGUCGGACAUCCUUUGAAAUUCGAAGUCGUUGGACGCCGAGCAGGAGACGUGUUGGAUCUCACUGCUAAUCCAGCUCGCGCCAACGAGGAGCUUGGAUGGAAGACAGAGCUUACCCUCGAAGACGCUUGCGAAGAUCUGUGGAGAUGGGUUAGCAACAACCCCAAGGGAUAUCGUCAGGACCCCCCUGAAGCGUUUCUGAAGGCUGCCCAAGAAGGGAAGACAUUGAAGGCUUCUGCGGCAUGA
Venustampulla echinocandica is the source of this 1137-nucleotide messenger RNA. Its product is annotated as putative UDP-glucose 4-epimerase Gal10. Gene Ontology annotation, cellular component: cytosol. Bases 1 to 1137 code for a protein of 378 amino acids. The transcript is spliced from 4 exons. Gene Ontology annotation, molecular function: UDP-glucose 4-epimerase activity. Gene Ontology annotation, biological process: beta-D-galactose catabolic process via UDP-galactose, Leloir pathway. The record is from RefSeq and is a predicted model, not a curated record. NCBI's taxonomy places the organism in Eukaryota, Fungi, Ascomycota, Leotiomycetes, Helotiales, Pleuroascaceae.